Messenger RNA from Elgaria multicarinata webbii, 4843 nucleotides. RefSeq names its product alpha-2-macroglobulin-like. Bases 91 to 4659 code for a protein of 1522 amino acids. The transcript is spliced from 37 exons. Lineage: Eukaryota; Metazoa; Chordata; Lepidosauria; Squamata; Anguidae. Gene Ontology annotation, molecular function: endopeptidase inhibitor activity. Gene Ontology annotation, cellular component: extracellular region. The record is from RefSeq and is a predicted model, not a curated record.
GCCAGGCUGGCAGAAGAGGGAGCAGCCAGAGGUGCAGAGAUCCAGCUUCUGCCUCCGUCUGAUCCAACCACAGGCCGCCCUCUCAGCACCAUGGGGACGGGACGGAGACUCGGGGGAUCCACCAGCUUUCUCCUGCUCCUCUUUCUCCUUCCUUGGGACACCGCGGCGUCCGCCCCAGAACCACAGUAUUUGGUCCUGGUGCCUGUCCUGAUCCACACGGAGACCUCUGAGAAAAUCUGCGUCCAGCUGAGCCACCUGAACGAAUCGGUCACCCUGAGUGUCACACUAGAAUAUGGAGCAGAGAACAGAAGCCUCAGAGAAGUGACGACAGAGAAAGACGUUUUCGAGUGUGUCCCAUUCAAGAUUCCCAAAUGGGCCAGUCCGGGCUCCACAAAGGUGUUUCUCACCGUGUUGGUGGAGGGGGAGACGUUGCGUUUUUGGAGCCGGAAAACAGUGCUGGUCAAGAACGUGGAGGGCCUUGUCUUCGUCCAGACGGACAAACCCAUCUACAAGCCUGGACAGGAAGUUCAGUUCCGCAUCGUUUGUCUGGAUGAAGAUUUCCAUCCCAUAAACGAGAAGUUUCCUUUGGUUUACAUCGAGGACCCCAAGAGAAAUCGUUUGGCCCAGUGGCGAGACGUACAGCUUGAUGUGGGGCUCACCCAACUUUCCUUCCCUCUUGCUUCUGAGCCUGCCCAAGGCAUCUACAAGGUGAUGGUACAGAAAGACUCCAGCGGUCUAUCUCUCAACAACAAUCUUAUUGAAAGUCACUUUGAAGUGGAAGAAUACGUACUGCCUAAGUUUGAAGUUUCGGUGAAAGCACCCAAACUCCUGACAAUGAUGGAUGACGAACUAGAAGUGUCUUGUUGCGGCAUAUACACCUAUGGGAAGCCUGUCUCUGGACUGGUCAAUAUAAGCGUUUGCCGGCCAUUUAGCUACCAUUACGGAGGCCAAUGUUUCGGGAAAGAGUCGGAAGCUGUAUGUGAAGAGUUCAGUGGAACGGCGGACGCACACGGCUGCUUCUCUCAUUUGGUGAAAACGAAGGUGUUUCAGCUGAAGCGGAGUGGAUACCAGAUGAAACUCGAUGUGGAAUGCAAGAUCACAGAGGAAGGCACAGGGGUGGUACUUAGAGGCAUCGGUUCCACUGAUGUUACUUCGACUCUCAGCACCAUCACCUUGCAAAGGAUGGAGCGCCACUAUAGGCAAGGGCUCCCCCUCACGGGGCAGUUGACAUUACAGGAUGGUACCAACAAGCCAAUCACCAAUGCAACGGUUGAGGUCCGUGCAGGGUCCUUGAGCAAGUAUGUCACCAUCACGGAUGACCACGGGCAAGCACAGUUUUCCAUCAACACGGAUAAGUUCACGGAUGAUGCUGUUAAUAUCCAGGCAUUUUAUAAAUCAGAACAGUGGUGUGAUAAUUCUUGGAUCAAUCCUCAUCAUAGCCAGGCAUAUCACACAGUAUAUCACUUUUACUCGCCAAGUGGAAGCUACCUCCAAAUUGAGUCUGUUCCUGGGACAUUAAGCUGUGAUCAAACCCAGCCAGUGCGAGUGCAUUAUGCCUUGAACCCAAAUGCCGUGAAAGGGGAGGAGGUGGUUUUUCACUACAUGCUGAUGGGGAAGGGAACACCUGUGCAUGCAGGGACCCACACUGAGCCGCUGGAACACGCUGAAGUUCUCCAGAGCCAGCAGCAAGAGGCAGCUGACGCACCAGAACAGGAGAAGACGACAGAGUCAGAGUAUCACACCAGCUCCCGCAUCAAAGGGGUGUUUUCGCUGAAUCUCCUGCUGGACAUCCAUUCCGCGCCUCUGGCCCGCUUGCUUGUCUACACCGUUUUGCCCAACGGAGAACUUGUGGCCCACUCGGCGGACUUCACCGUUGAGAACUGCUUCGCGAAUAAGGUGAAACUGGAGUUCGAGGAGCCCAACAGCCUCCCCGCCACCAAGACGCACCUCCAUCUGUCCGUCUCCAAACCUUCCCUCUGCGCCAUCCACGCUGUAGACAAGAGUGUCUUUCUCCUGAAGCCCGAAGCUGAGCUCUCUCCUAAGACCGUGUACAAUUUGCUCCCUGUGAAGGAGCUCAGAGGGUAUUACUACGAAGGCCACUAUUUAACUGAAACAAACAUCAGUCCCUGUAUACACGGAAAGAAGUUCAUCAAAGAUGGUGUCCGUUACCGUCCAGACCCUUAUUCUUAUAGCGAGGGCGACUCCUAUCAAGUCCUGCAGGACUUCGGCUUGAAAGUUUUUACCAGCACCAAGAUACACAAGCCUAACAUUUGCCAGCAACAUGAAACGUCUGGAGGAGUUUAUUAUGCAGAAAGAUUCCAUUCCCCACCUGUUGCUGCAAGUUUAGAAAGGAGCCGGAGCUCUGAUAUUCUUCCUGCUUCUGCUGCUGUAGCAGAGAAACCUGCCAGGAAGUUUUUCCCUGAGACGUGGUUGUGGCUACUGCAUGUGGUGAAAGCCUCUGAGCAAAAGGGGGGCGAGUUCCAAGCACAGACCGAUAUCCCUGUGACCGUUCCGGACACCAUCACAGAAUGGAAAGCUGGCGCCUUCUGCCUGUCGGAGGAGGCGGGCUUCGGCCUGGCCCCGUCCACCUCCGUCUACUCCUUCCAGCCCUUCUUCAUCGAAGUCACCUUGCCCUACUCCGUGGUGCGGGGUGAGGUGGCAGUGAUGAAGGCCACCACCUUCAACUACCUGAACAUCUGCCUCAGGGUCCAUGUAACUCUGGCUCCUUCGGACGAAUUUGACGCUUCCCCUGUGACGCCGGUGGAGGACUCUUAUUGCCUGUGUGAGAACGAAAGGAAAACCCUCUCCUGGAACGUGACCCCCAAAACUCUGGGUGAGAUUAACUUCACUGUCAGCGCAGAGGCCGUGGAAUCGGACCAGCCCUGCGGGAAUGAAGUCGUGGUGGUGCCCAGCAAAGGGGCGAAGGACACCGUGAUCAAGACACUCUUGGUCGAGCCUGAAGGGAUCGAGAACGACGUGGCCAUCAACUCCAUGCUCUGUGCAGAUGAGACUUCACGUUCAACGGAUAUUUCUUUGAAGCUGCCAGAAAACGUUGUGGAAGGUUCAGCCAGGGCCACGCACUGUGUGUUGGGCGACAUGCUGGGUGGAGCCAUCCAGAACCUCCAGAACCUCGUCAAAAUGCCCUAUGGCUGUGGGGAGCAGAACAUGGCCCUCUUUGCACCCAAUAUCUACGUCAUGGAGUACCUCAAUAAGACCGGGCAGCUGACGGAACACAUCCAAUCCACCAUCACCAGACACUUGUUGGCUGGCUACCAGAGGCAGCUUAACUACAAGCACUCAGAUGGCUCCUACAGCACCUUUGGACAACGUAGUCAGGAGACGGGGAACACCUGGCUGACGGCGUUUGUGCUCAAGUCCUUCGCUCAAGCCAGGGGGCUCAUCUUUAUCGAAGAGAGGCACAUCACGGAGGCCCUGGCCGCGUUGGCCAUCCGGCAGAAGGAAAACGGCUGCUUCCAGAGCACCGGAUCCCUCUGGCAAGUCUCCCUGAAGGGCGGGGUUGAUGAUGAAGUCCAGCUUUCUGCCUACAUCACCAUCGCUUUGCUGGAGAUGGGUCUGCCACUCACUCACUCUGUGGUACGCAAUGCCAUGUUCUGCUUGGAGACGGCGGCACAAGCAAAAGACGCCGACGUUUACAGCUGGGCCUUGAUGGCGUAUGCCUUCACCCUGGCAGGCAAAGAGGACAAGAGGCAGGAGGCGCUGCGCGUCCUUGAUGGGCGAGCAGUGAGAGAAGACAGCGGUGCCCUUCAUUGGCAGCGGCCUGAGAAGCUGGUGGAGCACAGCGACACUCCGUACUUUCAGCCCCGCGCUCCCUCUGCCGAGGUAGAGAUGACGGCCUACGUGCUCCUUGCUUACGUGGCCAGGAAGCCGGAACCGAUCUGGGAGGAACUGACGAAGCCAACGGAGAUUGUCAGCUGGCUCAGCAAGCAACAGAAUCCCAACGGGGGCUUCUCUUCGACCCAGGACACGGUGGUGGCGCUCCAGGCCUUCUCCAAGUAUGCGGCCCUGAUCCAUUCCAAGGGCUCGCUAGCUGCAGACGUGACCUUGAGCUCUGGAGACCAAGUCCUGCACCAGUUCCACUUGGACAGCACCAACCGCUUGCUGCUUCAGUGCCAGACGAUGCCCAACGUGCCCGGGGACUACACGGCAGUGGUGUCCAAACAAGGCUGCGCCUUCUUGCGGACCACCUUGAAGUACAACGUCCAUCCGCACCACGAGGGUGCACCGUUCGAGUUGGAUGUGUACACGGUUCCCGAGACCUGCACAGGAGCCAAAGCUGAAAGGACGUUUCAGAUCUCAAUCAAUGUCAGUUACACUGGCAAGCGCCACGUCUCCAACAUGGCCAUCGUAGACGUUAAGAUGCUCUCAGGACACUUCCCGGUGAAGUCAUCUGUAAAGAAGCUGGAACACCAAAAUCACAUCAAGCGGACCGAAGUGAGCCCUGGACACGUCCUGCUGUAUUUGGAUCAGGUGACCAACAAGACCCAGAGUUUCUCCUUCGCAGUGGAGCGAGACGUGGCUGUCCAGGGCCUGAAGGCUGCCGUAGUGAAGAUCUACGAUUACUACGAAACAGAUGAAUAUGCCAUCGACACGUACAGCGCCCCCUGCAGUACAGGUGCAGCUAAACACGUGAAGGCAUGAAGCAUGAAGUCACGUCCAUCACACACACAUCCCUGCUAGAUCCUGUUGGCAUCUUCCUACCACCGGCCAAUGUCAAGACAGAGUUCAGCAGGGAGAACAACGCAGAGACGGAAUACCUGUUUUUCAGACACUGUCAAAAAUAAAAUAAAAAAUAAAGAUCUGUCCCGUUUCGUUUCCUACCAAA